Molecule: messenger RNA, 2782 nt
Organism: Portunus trituberculatus (swimming crab)
Lineage: Eukaryota; Metazoa; Arthropoda; Malacostraca; Decapoda; Portunidae
Product: zinc finger MYM-type protein 6-like
Exons: 2
Coding region: 560-2125 (521 amino acids)
Source: RefSeq, a predicted model, not a curated record
UUUAGAGCAGUGAUAGUCAACCUGGGUGCAUGGUGCACCCCAGGGUGCAUGAUUUUUUUCAAAGGGUACAUGGAAAUAAUGGGGUACAUGGAGGGGUACAUGACAAGGCUAGUGUGUACAAGAAUGCACACUACGAAAAGGUGUUUUAGGAAGAAAAUUGUAAGUGUAAUGUAAGAAAUUAAUUUAAAUUGAGAUUAUAGUAUUAAAAAUAUGUGUAUUAUAUUAGUAUAUUACACUCAGUAUUAACUAUAGUUACUAUACACAGUAUAAAGAGCCAUUCCCCAGAUAGGCAGAUACUGCCCCAAAGUGUGGGGAAAAGUAUGAGGAAUUUGGUAUAGGUACUUUUCACGACGGGUUUUGUGACACAAUUCGCGCCUCACGGGUUGGCAACAUUGCAGCUUGCGGGCCUGCGGCGGUGUACUGGUAUUAGACGUGUCACUGGCGCUGGUAGUAGAGGUAUACACUCAGUACAGUGCUACCCUCAUUCUACCUUCACGUUCCUUCGGACGCACAGUCAAGUUGACUCCCGACUUAACCACUCAAAAUCGCUCGUAUAUUGAUGGCUUUGCUCAAGUACUUCAAGAAACCCGGUGUUACUGAUGAACUACGACCUGAGGAACUGGAUAAAAGGCAAACAACAAGUGAUGAAAAUGGACAGGAAGAUCACCCAACUGGAUCAGUUUUACCAACACCGAAGAAUGGCGGUGAAACGAGCUUCAAGCAAAAAAGGCAUCAUCCAUCAAGUACGUCCAUUCAAUUGAAAUCAAAGCGAAGGAAGUGGAAUAAUGACUAUGUGAAGUAUGGAUUUUAUUUGCCAAAUGAAGAGGAGCAGAAUCCUUAUCCAGCUACUCGAGCUGAACUCAAAAAGCAACAACGCUCCUUCGAUAGCAUUAUGGUCCAUCAAGAAAAGGAAGAGAAGUCCCUUCUAAUGACAUCAAUGGAAAUAGCACAUAUACUUAUGAAAAAUAAGAAACCUUUCACUUUAGCUGAGACAGUCAUUCUUCCAUGCUUAGAAAUAGCUGCCCAGCAUCUUCAUGGAGGCAAGAAACCACGUGAUAAGGUUCGGAGUAUUCCACUUUCAGACUCCUCAAUGAAACGUCGAUCUGUGGCAGUCGCUGAAGAUUUGAAGGAUCAGCUACUUACAAGGCUCAGGGCAGCACCCUGGUUUGGUUUGCAGUUCGAUGAAACCACUGACAUUGUAAAUGUUGCUCAACUUUUAGCUUACUGCCGCUUUCCUGACAGUCAGUCCAAGAAAAUUGUAGAACAUUUCCUAUUUUGUUUACCACUAGGUGUGCAGACAACAGCAGAGGAAAUAUUCACCAAGAUAAAUGAGUUUAUGGUCAAGAAUAAUCUGAGCUGGAAAAAAUGUGCUUGUGUUACCACAGAUGGGGCUGCAGCAAUGGUUGGAAGUAAGAAAGGUGUUGUUAAGAAAAUUAAGGAUGUUGCUCCCAGCUGCUGUUCUAUUCACUGUAUAAUACAUCGGGAGGCAUUGGCUGCCAAGAAUUUACUGUCAAAUGUGGGGAAAAGUGAUUUUGACGAAAUCAUCAGUGAUGUGGUAAAGAUAGUGAAUAAUAUCCGUGCAAAAGCAAAAAAGAGUCGCAUGUUUGAACAGCUUUGCAAGGAAAUGGAUGCAGAAUUUUCUAAGCUCCUACUUCAUGCAGAAGUUCGUUGGCUGUCUUGUGGCAAAGUGUUGAACAGAUUUCUAACACUAAGAGAAGAAGUGUGUGUAUUUCUGACAGAAGAAGAAGACGAAAGGGCUGUCAAGCUCCAGGACAACUACUGGAUUGCCAGAUUAUCAUACAUGGCUUCUAUCUUUGAGAAACUGAAUCAAUUAAACCUAUCCCUUCAAGGCUUUGGUGGGGAUAUUUUUGAUGUCACUGGCAAGAUUGAAGCUUUCAAGUUAAAGAUUGGGUUAUGGAAAAGAAAAGUUGAAACUAAGGACUUCGGUAGUUUCUCCUUCCUUGAUCAGUUCUUGAAAGAGUGCAACUGGGAAGUGCUAUCUCCUUCGCUGGAAGAAAAUAUUAAGGAUUUUGUUAUUUUUCAUCUGGACAGUCUGGAAAAGAAGUUUAGUAUCUAUUUCCUGAUCAAGAGGCAAGAGCACUCGAAGAAUGUAUGUGGAUUGUGAACCCUUUGUCUCAGCUAAUACCAGAUUAGCCAAUCUGGAAUCAUUGACACCUACUUUGCUAGAACUGUCCACUGAUUUUGCACAGAAGUCAUCAUUCCAUGAAUUCUCCUACUAUGGAGAUUUCUGGUGCUCACUUUUAGGAAUUCCAGAGUACCAAGAACUUGCACGAAUGGCCAUGACUUAUCUAGUGCGGAUGCCAACAACAUAUCUGGCAGAGAAAGGCUUCUCUAAUCUGGUGGAUAUUAAAACAAAAAAGCGAAACCAGUUACAAGAUGUGGAUUCUCUGAUGAGGGGGGCACUGGAAAGUGAAAUAAAACCUCGCUUUGAAAAGAUUGUUGGAACAAUGCAGCAGCAACCCAGCCACUGAAUAUAAAACCUUUUUAAUUUGCUGUUUUAUAACUUGUGUGUAUACAAUGUGAUAUUCCAUUUGUAUUUUUUUUUCAAACCAUUUGAAAAAUCACAUUAUUUGUACAUUUAAAAAUAGAAAUACAAAAGGUAUACACAUAUAAUUAUAUUGUUUUAUUAUACAGUUACCACCUAUAUAAUUGUUUAGGACCAAGUAGCUAUUUUUUAUAUUUAAAAUAGAGACCUAAUACUUUUAUUUAUAUAUUUUCGGUCUUAAAAAUAAAAAACUGAUUUUUUUUUUUUUUUUUUUUU